Didymodactylos carnosus is the source of this 1719-nucleotide messenger RNA. The record is from the annotation of a GenBank genome assembly. NCBI's taxonomy places the organism in Eukaryota, Metazoa, Rotifera, Eurotatoria, Philodinida, Philodinidae.
AUGAGCAUUUAUUACGACGAGAUUCUAGCUGGGAACUGUUUUGGUCAAAUAAAUGUAACAACACCAACAUCGGUUAAAACUACUGCUCAAGAAAGAGAUCAAUCGAUAAAAAUGACAAGUGCUACAGAUUCGUCAUUAGUGGAUGGCAUAAAUGGAGAAAAGAUGGAAAAUGGCACCAUCGUCCAUGAGCAACAUACUGUCCUAGAUGAUUUAGGCUUUUCUACAACAGAUUUAUACAAUAUGGCUAAACAGUUUUUAAAAGAGAAAGAAGGUACAAAAGCAAUUCAGUUAGGAUAUCGAGACAAACAACAUUUGGUUGCUUUAUCGAAACAAGCAGCUUUCGGAAAAUAUCAACCACAAUCGGCAAAACAAGUUGGGUUUUUAGAUGUGAUAGGAAACGAUCGCAGACAAGCAUGGAUCGAACUUGGAGAUAUGUCAUCGGAAACAGCGAAGAAAAAGUUUAUAGAAUUAUUAUCAGAACGAUGCUCAAUGUUCCGACCGUAUCUUGAAGCUCACUGCAAAGAUAAUGAAGAAAAAGAGCGCCUAAGACAAGAAGAUGAAAAACGUCGUAUUUUAGAACAAGAAGCUGAACGAGAUAGAAGAAAACAAGAAGAAGAAGUGAUCAAAUUAGAAGAUAUUAAAAAGAAACGAGAAGAACAACAAAAAAAACAAAUUCAAGACGCAUUGAAUCAACAAACCUAUCCUCAAUUUAAAGCUUACGCUGAACAACAACAUCGUGAUAAUUUACUAGCUCAAGAAGAUUUAAUUAGACAAUUACAAGAACAACAUUUUCAACAGUAUAUGAGUCAAGUUUAUCAACAACAAUUAUUUCAUCAACAACAACAAAUAAAAGCAGCGUCUGCCUCAGCAACUCCUACUCAAAAUAAACAACAGCCAUCAUCUAGUGCCAUGGAAAAUAGUAUAAAUUCUCAACAGUGGAACACUAGUGGUAGCUAUGAUCAUGAUCAAGAAAAAAUCGAAAAAAUCCAAUCUGACCUUCAGUCUAUGGAAAUAAAAAAUACUACAACUACUCCACCAUCAUCAAUAGUAGAAACUUCUACAUCUCAGACAGGAUCAGUUGAUUUGGGAAAUUUUCAGCCAAUAAUAAAACCAGAAAAUGAUAGUAUAGAUGGUGGUUCUAUGAUUUCAGUAUCAAAAGUUGAUGAAACUGCUCCGAACACAGCCGAUGAACAAUUGCAACCAGCAGAAGAAGUAGUUCGUGAAUAUCCUCCCAUAGCUCCAGCCAAUAUGUGGACACGUAAAGAUAUUAAAGAAUUUAAAGAACAUGUACGAAAAGAAAAAGAUGCUGUAAUUAAAAUUGGUAGUGGAGAAACAGUGACAGUUCGGGUACCGACUCAUGAAGAUGGUCGAUGUAUAUUCUGGGAGUUCGCUACCGAUUAUUAUGAUAUUGGUUUUGGUCUCUAUUUUGAAUGGACGAAAGCUCAGUCGAAUACAGUCACCGUUCAUGUCAGCGAUUCAAGUGAAGAGGAAGAAGAAGGCGAAGAAGGAGCUGAGAAAAAAGAUGUUGAAAAAGGUCGUAAAGCACCAAAACCGUAUCAGGAUGAAAUCAUUCCAAUUUUUCGUCGUGAUUGUCAGGAAGAAAUAUACGCUGGAAAUCAUCCUUAUCCAGGUGAUGGUGUUUAUUUAUUAAAAUUUGACAAUUCCUAUUCAUUAUGGCGUUCGAAAACACUCUAUUAUCGUGUUUAUUAUAGUCGUUAA